AUAUCCUCGACCGACCAGAAUGCAGUGCGGUCUUAACACAGAAUCUGAUUGGCUGGUGAAAACUCGUUCGAGGAAGUGGUGCGUCGAAUUACAUUAGCCGACUGAAAAUCCUCUGCAUGACAGUCGGCACCUCAGACUCCAACAAGACAUUUCCAUUCAUUCCGUUGUCAUGGCUGACAGAAGAGUUGUGGUCUUCCCCUCCUCAGCAGAGCUUGGUCCGGCGCUGGCCCAUCUGGUGACAUCCCGGGCCGAGAAGGCCAUCGCCUCUCGGGGCAGGUUCACCCUGGGCCUCUCUGGAGGAAGCCUCGUGUCCAUGCUGGGCAAAGAGCUGCUCGCCCUGCCAGAGCUGGACUGCAGCAAGUGGCUGGCUGGCUUCUGUGACGAGCGACUGGUUCCUUUCGAUGAUCCUGAGAGCACCUACGGGCUGUACAAGAGUAAGUUGUUUUCCAAGGUGAACCUCCCUGACAGCGGGAUCCUAACCAUCGAUCCCUCUCUGCCUGUCAGCCAGUGCGCUGAGGAUUAUACCCGCAAGCUGAAGGAGGCCUUCCCGGAUGACGACUUCCCUGUGUUUGACUUGUUGCUGCUGGGUAUGGGGCCGGACGGACACACCUGUUCUCUCUUCCCAAGCCACCCGCUCUUGGAGGAAACCAAGAAGAUUGUGGCCCCCAUCAGCGACUCUCCCAAACCACCACCGCAGCGCGUAACUAUGACUUUCCCAGUGGUGAACGCUGCCCGCUGUGUGGCUUUUGUGUCAACUGGGGGAAGCAAAGCGCCAAUUUUGAAGGAAGUGCUGGAGGGGAGAGAGGGUCCGGCGUUCCCAGCAGCCCGCGUCGUCCCAGCCAAUGGCGAGCUGUUCUGGCUUGUUGAUGACCCUGCAGCUGCCUCCCUGACCAUCCAGGUAGAGAGGCUGGGCUCAGGGGCCAAACUCUAGAGCCUUUUCAACCCUGACGCAAUAACCUUGAAUGAAGAGGCGGGAAAACAGUGCCGAACAUUCCCAGUUUGACAUGAAAGUUAUACUAGUUUACACAGUCUAGGGGGUGGCAUAGGAUAUGGAGAUGAACAAAGUUGCUUUACGCCUGAGGGUGUGGGUGAGUUACUUUAAAGUCCUCCACAAUGUGUUUUGCUAAUUGAAGGUAUUGUAACUAGAUUUAUAGUUUUGAUGUGCGAUAAACACAAGGAUGAAGUGGAGGCUUGUAGUGCAAAUAAACUGAGAGUGAACUUGAGUGUGACACAACUUUUGGAAUUUAAGAUAACAUAUCUGAUGUGCUUUUAAUCACAUCAUUUAUAGGUAAUUAGAGUAUUUCUCAAUGUCUGAGGGGUUGGGAUGAUUUUUGUCUCUGUGAAUUUAAGAAACUGGAUAUUCAUUUUUGUGGGCUGACUUUUUGGCUUAAGGGUUAGAGCGGUCGUCCUCUCACCAAGAGGGUUACUGGCUUGAUCCCAGUCUCCCCCAUUCUGCAGGCUGAAUUGCAGAGGUUGUCCCUUGUCCUCAUAGAGAAAGUGCACAUAGAUGCAGUGUGUGAAUGUGGGUGAAUUUCAAAAACAUACUGUAAAGUUGUAUAUAAAUGAUAUAUAAAUGUGUGCAUUUGCCUUUUUAUACCAUUUAUUUUCGCAAAAACCAGUCCAUUAACCUGUCAAAGGGACUCUAUUGUGAAACUGUAAUGAAACAGUUUGUUCUUCUCAUCGGCUCAGAGUUGAAUUCACACCACUUAAAAAUAAAAUGUUAGAAAAAUCUCAUUUAAGACGUUGAUCCAUCUUAAAACCACUUGCAACUUGUAUUUUUAUUCGCAGUCAAAACCAAAUAAUAAAGUGUUUAUCGUU
Pleuronectes platessa (European plaice) is the source of this 1818-nucleotide messenger RNA. It is a transcript of the gene pgls, whose product is annotated as 6-phosphogluconolactonase. The record is from RefSeq and is a predicted model, not a curated record. Gene Ontology annotation, molecular function: 6-phosphogluconolactonase activity. Gene Ontology annotation, biological process: carbohydrate metabolic process; pentose-phosphate shunt. The transcript is spliced from 6 exons. The coding region runs from base 170 to 931 and encodes 253 amino acids. NCBI's taxonomy places the organism in Eukaryota, Metazoa, Chordata, Actinopteri, Pleuronectiformes, Pleuronectidae.